This is a messenger RNA of Mucor velutinosus, 2184 nucleotides long. It is a transcript of the gene CPA1, whose product is annotated as Multifunctional pyrimidine synthesis protein CAD. The transcript is spliced from 6 exons. Gene Ontology annotation, cellular component: mitochondrial inner membrane. Gene Ontology annotation, biological process: intracellular iron ion homeostasis; transmembrane transport. NCBI's taxonomy places the organism in Eukaryota, Fungi, Mucoromycota, Mucoromycetes, Mucorales, Mucoraceae. The record is from RefSeq and is a predicted model, not a curated record. The coding region runs from base 1 to 2184 and encodes 727 amino acids. Gene Ontology annotation, molecular function: ATP binding; ABC-type transporter activity; ATP hydrolysis activity.
AUGUUGCCACGAUUGUCGACCAACUACCUGAGAAGGACAGUGGCAAACACAUCUGUCUGGCAAUCCUCUUUGAAACAACCUUUGACAGGCGGUAGCAAUCCAUUUCAGCAAUGUGUGUUUAGACAUCUACAUACAAAGAAAUCAUCUCUACAGACAUCAUCGAUAGCAUGGUUGGCACAAAAAACCCAUCAGCAGAUUCCCAAGAGAAUUUUCACUACGUCGAAGCCAUCAUGGACAUCGGUGCAAAGGGCCACUGUCAAUACUGUAGAUAAAAAAGUAGCGCAAGCAGUGCCCAAAGCAACAGAGGUCAAAGCUCCCAACAGCCAGAGAAAUGCGACUGACUGGGCCAUCAUUAAACAAUUGAUGAAAUACAUUUGGCCCAAGAACGAUUUAGGUGUCAAGACUCGUGUGGUCAUUGCAUUGUCUUUGUUAGUGGGCGGCAAGUUGUUGAAUGUUCAGGUACCAUUCUUUUUCAAAAAUGUCAUUGAUUCUUUGAAUAUCACUAUUCCUGAAGAGGGCACUCUGUGGGCUAUCUGUGGUGCUGCUAUUAUUGGUUAUGGUCUCGCUCGUUUGGGUUCAAGUGUCUUUCAAGAACUUCGUAAUGCUGUAUUUGCUGCUGUUGCUCAAAAGGCAAUUCGUCGUGUAGCUCUCAAUGUAUUCACUCACCUUCAUAAGCUUGAUCUUGGAUUCCAUUUAACUCGUCAAACGGGCGGUUUAAAUCGUGCAAUUGAUCGUGGUACAAAAGGCAUCAGUUUCAUGGUAAGCUCAAUGGUAUUCCAUGUAUUGCCAACCGCUUUGGAAAUCAGUAUGGUGUGCGGUAUUUUGGCUUAUAAAUUUGGCACACCUUAUGCUGCUGUUACUCUCGGUACUAUCAUGGCAUAUGUUGGCUACACUGUUACAACAACUGCUUGGAGAACUCAGUUCAGAAAGCAAGCCAAUGCUGCUGACAAUGUUGCUGCCUCAAAAGCUGUGGAUUCAUUGAUUAAUUUCGAAGCUGUCAAGUAUUUCAACAAUGAGAAAUUUGAAGCUGAGCAAUACGACAAGCCUUUGGAAAAGUAUGAAAAGGCAUCACUCAAAGUAGCAUCCAGUCUUGCUCUUUUGAAUGCUGGGCAAAAUGCCAUCUUCAGUACAGCCUUGACCAUCAUGAUGCUUUUGUCUGCUAACGGUGUGAUGAAGGGAACAAUGACAGUGGGUGAUGUGGUCAUGGUCAAUCAAUUGGUGUUUCAACUAUCCAUGCCUUUGAAUUUUUUGGGAUCUGUCUACAGAGAAUUGCGCCAAUCGUUGAUUGAUAUGGAUACCUUGUUCAACUUGGAAAACCGUGCCCCCUUGGUCCAAGAUGCUCCUGAUGCUAAAGAGUUCAUCUUUAAGGGCGGUGAGAUUAGAUUUGAGAAUGUCAAGUUUGGCUACCACCCUGAAAGACUCAUCUUGAACGACGUGUCGUUCACUGUACCUGCUGGCUGCAAAGCUGCGUUUGUCGGACCUAGCGGAUGUGGUAAAUCCACCAUCUUGAGACUCUUGUUCCGUUUCUACGAACCUCAGUCGGGUAACAUCUAUGUGGAUGGCCAGAAUAUCAAGGAUGUCACCAUGGACAGUCUGCGCAAGGCCAUUGGUGUUGUUCCUCAAGAUACAACACUGUUCAACAACUCUAUUUAUUACAAUAUUAACUAUGGUCGCAUUGAUGCCUCGAGAGAAGAAGUUUAUCAAGCUGCGAAACGUGCUCGUAUCCACGAUGUCAUCAUGUCUUUGCCCGAGAAAUACGACUCUACUGUAGGUGAACGUGGUUUGAUGUUGUCGGGCGGCGAGAAGCAGAGAAUUUCGCUUGCUAGAACCAUCCUCAAGAAGCCUCGUAUCUUGUUCCUGGAUGAAGCUACUUCAGCAUUGGAUACGCAUACGGAACAGUCGCUCUUGGCUAACUUUAGAAGUAUUUUGCGUGAGACCAACAUGACCAGCUUACACAUUGCUCAUCGUCUGAGAACCAUUGCUGAUGCAGAUCAAAUCUUUGUGCUCAAGGAAGGCACUGUGGUUGAGCAUGGCCGACAUGAAGAGUUGCUAUUGAUGGAUGACAGUGUGUAUAAGGGCAUGUGGGUCAAGCAAGAAAGCACCCAGACUUACUUUGAAGAUCUUGAUAAGCAUGAACAAGAAUUCAAUCAAGAUGGCUUUGAGAACAAGAGGCCCAAGGAUUAA